Messenger RNA from Wickerhamiella sorbophila, 3885 nucleotides. Its product is annotated as DNA polymerase zeta catalytic subunit. The record is from RefSeq and is a predicted model, not a curated record. NCBI's taxonomy places the organism in Eukaryota, Fungi, Ascomycota, Dipodascomycetes, Dipodascales, Trichomonascaceae. Gene Ontology annotation, cellular component: nucleus; zeta DNA polymerase complex. Gene Ontology annotation, biological process: error-prone translesion synthesis; double-strand break repair via homologous recombination. Gene Ontology annotation, molecular function: DNA binding; DNA-directed DNA polymerase activity; nucleotide binding. The transcript is spliced from 3 exons. Bases 1 to 3885 code for a protein of 1294 amino acids.
AUGCACCUGUGCUCAUACACUGCUCUUAAACCAUUCUUCACGAUAGCUAUCAACGUUCGAAUAAAUUGUAUUGAUUCGUAUCAAUACUUUGAUGGGGAACGUCGGGUACCGGUGAUUCGCGUCUUUGGUCCAUCGGAUCAAGGACUCAAUUGCGUUGCCCACAUUCGUGGUGUGUUUCCGUACUUUUUUGUCGAAUGCAAAAGCCACCAGAUCAAUGAAAGCGAGAAGAACUUAGAGGACCUGAUAAACAAUGCCAUGGCCCACCUCUUUGGAAGAAACCCUGGUGAUCCUAGUUCUAUCUUUGUUGCCAAAAUAGAGACUUGCAAGGGCGUGCCGUUCUAUGGAUACAAUGUGGGGUGGCAGCUGUUCCAUAAAGUGUCUCUUUUGAAUCCUGCGUUUGUUACUAAAUGCGCUGAUCUCUUGGUUUCUGGAAAAGCAGCCGGCUACCCAAUACAAACAUUUGAGUCUCACAUUCCAUAUAUACUGGCAUUCUUGGCGGACUACAACUUGAGUGGCUGUGGAUGGAUGCAGAUCGGAGAGUAUAAAACACGAAAGCCCGAAAAAACAGAUGGUCAAGUACCACGCAGCAUCGAAAUUGAUGUGAAUUGCCUGGAUAUUCUCGAUAGAAAGAGUCUCUAUGAAGAGAAUGUCCACCAAACGAUGGAUCUACAACGGUCAGCUACGGUAAGAAUCGGCAGUUUAAGAGAGAUACGUACAAAGGAUAACGAGCGAAGGGCAGCUAUUGGUGCUAAAGAAUACGAAAAGAUCGAAACCCCCUUCGACGGCCAAGAAGCAGAGUGGGAAAUGACAGCCGAUUACCUGCCAAAGCUAGAACAGAGAAUUGCUCAGUCAACUUCUUUGUUUGUAGGCACUCUAUCGAAAGAGGCAUUCGUUGAGCGUAAUUUGAAUGAUUACCCUGAUAUUCACACAGCAUUUGAACUGGUUGGUCCUAUAACGUCACCGGCUUCAAAGCCAGAUACUACUCCAAUAAGUACGGUAAAAAGCAACUCAGGAUCUCAGAUUCCACUAAAGAAAGCAGAGUACAGCAGUCAGGUAUCACAGCCGGAUUAUCGGUUGAAUCUCUUGUCUUUUUCCCAGGAUAAUCAGGAGCAAUAUACAAGCAAUGCCGCAAACGCACUAGCUGCAAAGUUUGAUAGACUGUCCAGUGAAUCGAGAUCUUCAAUUUCAGCUGUUUUAAACCGGACGCAUUGCUUCAUACUGAGCUCUGUUCCACCUAGUCGCAAAGAUGUUGAAGCAACUCUAGGAAUUUCAGAGUACCGGGCCCCUUUUUAUGGCAACAAACAGGAUAUACCGUUGUUUCCUCUGACGUUUGGAGGAAAAGAAUACAAAUUGAAAGGCAUUGAUGCACUUUCCCUACCCCGUUUCGCAGUGAGCCCAAGCGUGCAGUUUAACCCUCUGCAUGUUUUUGUUGAGAAUUAUCAGUUUACAGACAGUUUAACGAGAUUCCAACUGUCGAGAGCUCCUCCAACCAGAAAAAAAGUGGAGGAUUGGUAUCAAACCGACCACAAAACGAGUACAACUGAAGUCUUUAAAAUACCUUCUCUGCGGAAAAUGAGCCCCCUCGUCGACGAGGCAAUGUCUGUUUUAUCAGUAGAGAUCCACGUUGAAACCAGAGAAGGGAAGGCCCCGCUUGCUUCAGAGGACCCAGUUGUUGCCAUAUUUUGGGAAGUUUCAAGUCCUUUCAGGUUAGAUCCAGGUGCACCAACGGCUGGUGUGACAACUUGGACUCCAAUUCCAGACGUCGCUGGAAAGUUUAUCCAGCUGGUUGACGACGAAAUGUCGCUUUUAAAGGAAUUUGUGCGCAUGGUUAUUUAUUUUGAUCCGGACAUCAUUGUCGGAUAUGAGGCUCAGUCAAGGUCUCUGGGUUACCUUUGCCAGCGGGCCAAAGUCUUGGGAAUGGAUAUGGAAGUAGACUUGGGCAGAUGUAACUCGGGAAAUGGCUGGAAGCCUCCUACAACAGAGAUAUCGAUUGUAGGUCGCCACAUUCUAAGCUUGUGGAAAGUCCUCCGUCGGGAGAUUACUCUCGGAAAGUAUACUUUAGAGCACGUCGUUUACCACUCUUUGCAUGAGCGAACACCGCACUAUGCGUUUGAUGAUCUCACAAAGUGGUGGAAAGGUGAUAUGGUCGAGAUUGAAACAUUGAUAAAUUAUUAUCUCGGGCGCACAAAAUACAAUCUCCGCCUCCUCGCCCAUUUCGAAGUCGUUCCCAGGUAUGCUGCGCAUGCCAGAGUUACAGGACUUGACUUCAAAUCAGGAAUGACGAGAGGCUCUCAAUUUCAUGUUGAGUCUGUGCUUUGUCGAUUGGCUAAACGUGAGAACUUCAUAAUGGUCUCUCCCUCCCGCUCACAGGUAGGCAAGCAGAAUGCUCUGGAGGUGAUUCCUCUGGUCAUGGAGCCUAUGACGGACUUUUAUAUCGAUCCCGUCUGUGUUCUGGAUUUCAGAUCAUUAUACCCUUCGAUUGUGAUUGCGUACAACCUGUGCUACUCUACAGCCAUCGGCAGAACCGAGCUUUGGCGCGACAGAAACAAGCUGGGGAUCCUCGAAGAUUUCAAAAUGCCACAUGGCCUUUUAGGACUAUUGAAGGACGAUAUAUUUUUAGCGCCUAACGGUGUUGGGUACGUUAAGCAGAAUGUGCGGCGAUCGAUGUUGGCCAUUAUGCUGGAGGAGUUGUUGGACCACCGGUUUUUGUUAAAAGAUAGCAUGAAGUUUCAUGAGGAUGAUCAAAGGUAUCGAACAAAUUUAAAUAACCAGCAACUGGCUCUGAAGUUUAUUGCCAAUGUCACUUAUGGAUAUACAUCAGCAUCGUUCUCUGGCCGUAUGCCAUGUGCUGAACUAGCAGACAGCAUUGUGAUGAUUGGUCGCGAAAUACUGGGCCGGGCGAUUGAUUCAAUUGAGAGUUGUAAGAAAUGGGGUGUCGAGCCCAAAGUGGUUUAUGGCGAUACCGACAGUUUGUUUGUACAGAUCCCCAAGGUCACAAGGACUCAGGCAUUCGCUAUAGGCAGGGAAAUCGCCGAUAUGGUGACGGCUUCAAAUCCCGACCCUAUUCUUUUAAAGCUCGAAAAAGUUUACCAUCCAUGUAUUCUCUUGACAAAAAAGCGGUACGUUGGAUAUAGUUACGAAAAAGAGUCUACUGUGGAGCCUUUCUUUGAUGCGAAAGGUACGGAAACCAUUCGUAGAGAUACGACCCCGAUUGUCCAAAAGCUCGAGAAAAGGGCAUUGGAGCUCUUAUUUCAAACUAGUGACCUGUCAAAAGUCAAGCAGUACCUCCAAAACCAAUGGCGUAAAAUAUUGUCGGGUAAAAUCUCGAUCCAAGAUUUUUGCUUUGCUCAACAAGUCAAGCUAGGAUCAUACAAAGAAGGUUCAAGUAAUCUACCGGGGGGCGCGGUGGUAAGCCUGAAGCGUAUGGCCAAAGAUGAAGGUGCGGGUCCGCAAUAUUUAGAGCGAGUUCCGUUCGUUGUUACAGCAGGACCUGCCAACAGCCGGAUCGCCGAUAGAUGCUGUGACCCAGAGGAGGCUGUUAGCAACCCUGAUCUGAUUAUCGACGCUGAUUAUUACAUUAAUCAAGCAAUCAUCCCUCCUCUAGAGCGAUUGUUCAACAUUUUCGGGGCUAACGUCAAAGCAUGGUUCGCAGAGAUGCCUCGACCCAUGCGGAUUCACCAGGGCAAAAGCCAUGGUGAAACUCUGCGCUACUACAUGAAAAACAGCAUUUGUCCUGUGUGCUUGGAACGCAGCGAGCAGGGAGUAUGUGACGCGAUCUCAAAUGCAGCAGCAGCGCUAUCAUCGUUUAACAAGGAUCUGCCAGCUAUGCAGUGGCCGAAUGGGUCCGAAAUUCUGUCGAUCACUGGAUUGCCCAGUGUAUUAUGA